Molecule: messenger RNA, 2196 nt
Organism: Ricinus communis (castor bean)
Lineage: Eukaryota; Viridiplantae; Streptophyta; Magnoliopsida; Malpighiales; Euphorbiaceae
Product: cysteine-rich receptor-like protein kinase 46
Exons: 8
Coding region: 119-2128 (669 amino acids)
Biological process (GO): protein phosphorylation
Molecular function (GO): ATP binding; protein kinase activity
Source: RefSeq, a predicted model, not a curated record
UUAAAAAAAACGAUUGGAUUGCCUAAGAAUGUUUAUAACAUCCGUAACAAAACGUUACCCAUAUUUUUACAGUUUCAGUUGCAUGCGUUUGUUUUGCCACCUACCUCUCUUCUCAUAAAUGAAAAAUAAUAUCCUCCAUUUAACACCACAGAGGGGAAAAGAAACUAAAUAUAGCCAAAGUAACAUUGGAAAACACAAAAAGAAAAUUCAUGGAAACCAAAAAUUUUCCCUCUCUCUUCUCUUUAUUUUUCUUGUAAUGGCAAUUUCUCUUUUCUCUUUGAUCAUCUUCAUGUCAUAUUGUAUCAAUCUUUCUUAUGCAGACCCUAGAACUGAAAUUGUUGCACGGAUAUGUGGAAAAGAACAUGUUCAAAACGUAUCAAAUUACUUCAUGUACUACUCCCGAAUCACAGAUUACAUGCAGGAUGAAAUUUAUCGUAACAAGUUUGCAUUUAAGGACGUAGGAAAGCCACCUGAUCGGUUGUAUGUUCUUUCUCAAUGCAUGGAUGAUCUCUCUGCCGAUGAAUGUGUUGUUUGCUUUACGCAGAUCAAUACCCUAAUCCCAGGUUGCUUUCCCAACACCGGUGGCCGCGUUUAUCUUGAUGGAUGUUUUAUUAGAGUUGAGAAUUAUACUUUCUAUCGCGAAGCCUUGGGGAAUCAAGAUACUAAAAGGUGCGGCCCUGAUGCAAACACUGCACAAGAAUUCAGAGAAGCAGUAGAGAAAGUGCUGGAGGGAUUAUUACUAAAGGCACCAACAGCUGGACCAAUUCGGAGAGGCUUUGCAAUGCAGCAUGAGAGUGCACAGGGCAUGGCAGCAUAUGGCAUGGCCAGUUGCUGGAAGAUUUUGGACACAGAUUUGUGCUAUACUUGCCUGUCUGACGCAAUUGCAUCCGCCUUGUCUUGCCUUCCGUCUACAGAAGCACGCGUGCUUAAUGCUGGAUGUUUUCUCCGUUAUGCUGAUUUCCUAUUCGCAAAUGAAACCCCUGGUGAAUCAAGAGGAGACAUAUUUUCAUACAUCGCGUAUAUUUUUGGCAUUGUCAUAGCCUGCUUAACGGCGAUAGGCAUUGGAGUAUGUGUUGGCAAACAUACUUACAGAAGAAAGAAUGGUAUAAAAGCAAUAAGAGGAAUGGAGGACUUAUUAUUACUAGAUGAAGGGCGGCAAUUCUUGCAGUUCAACUAUGCAACAAUACGAGCAGCAACAGAAAAUUUUAACGAAGUUCUCAGGCUUGGCCAAGGAGGAUUUGGUGAAGUAUAUAAAGGCACCUUGCCAGAUGGUAGAGAAAUCGCCAUAAAGCGUCUGUACGUUGGUAGAAAGAAUGGAGUUGUGGAAAUCUGCAAUGAAAUGGACAUUAUUAGUAGAGCUCAACACAAGAACUUGGUUCGGUUUCUUGGUUGUUGUUUCACUAGUAUGGAUAGCUUUCUUGUCUAUGAAUAUCUAGCUAAUAGAAGCCUUGAUCUCAUGCUAUUUGAUCCAGCAAAGAAGAAAGAACUCACUUGGGAAAAGAGGCUUCUAAUUAUCACAGGAACAGCAGAAGGUUUAGAGUACCUCCACAAGGAUUGCCAAGUGCGAAUUAUUCAUCGAGACAUUAAAGCUAGUAAUGUCUUACUAGACUUGAAAUAUAAAGCAAAAAUCUCAGACUUCGGAUUGGCUAGAUUUUAUUCUUGUGAUCAUUCCUUGAUCAACACAGCAAUUGCUGGAACACUAGGUUAUAUGGCUCCUGAAUACAUCGCCAAAGGAAGAUUAACAGAGAAAGUUGAUGUUUAUAGCUUUGGAGUUCUUGUAAUCGAAAUAGUAACAGGUGUAGAAAACAACAAGCAUCAAUCUGAGGAUCUAUAUGAAACCCUAGUUUCCCAUUCAUGGAAACACUUCAAAUCAAACUCAAUACCAGAAAUCAUCGACCCAAGUAUGGAGAUAGAAGACAUUGAAGAGAUUGAAAGAGUGAUCCAAAUUGGUCUGCUGUGCACUCAAGAAUCGCCAAGCUCACGACCAACAAUGACAAAAGUGGUUCAAAUGCUCAGAAGAAAGGAUCUUGAAGUGCCUCGACCAUCGAAGCCCCCUUUCACAGAUGAACACAUGGAAUUAUGUUAUUUAGGUACUGAUUAUCAACGAAGACAUUCUACUUCUGAUUAGUUAACUAGUGUACAUGUAUAUAUAUUAUAUAUAUAAUUCCCACAAAUUCUUUUAGCAAUUUUUUCCUG